UUGAUUGCCAUUCCUGACAUGAUUGAGACAUGUGAUCGCUAUGGGCUGCAGAAAAAGAUCACCAGGUUCGUCAUACCCCUCUCCGCCGCUCUAAAAGGUGACGCCUCGGGCGUGUUUCAGGCCGUAGCCUGCGUCUUCAUAGCCCAACUCACGGGCUUCAAUUUGACUGCUGGAACCUAUGUGAUCAUUGCUCUGUUGACCGGAUUCGCGACACUUGCCAUUCCCAACGUUCCAAGUUCAAGCAUCGUCAUCAUAAUUACAAUUUUAUCGUCGAUUGGCGUUCCAACCGGAGAAGUUUCGCUGCUAUUUGCAGUUGAGUGGUUAAUGGAUCGUUGCCGUUCGGGUUCGCUUGGAUUGGGACAUUUGUUCGCUGCAGCUUUUACGCAUUCGGUUGUCGUGGGAAAGCGAUCGGAGGGUAAAAUCGACGAGGAGCAUCAAUCGGACGCCUUCGAGGGUGACGAGUGUCGAAUCGAGGAAUUGAAAUGA
This is a messenger RNA of Hydatigera taeniaeformis, 486 nucleotides long. The record is from the annotation of a GenBank genome assembly. NCBI's taxonomy places the organism in Eukaryota, Metazoa, Platyhelminthes, Cestoda, Cyclophyllidea, Taeniidae.